AUGAUCAGCUUCAGGACGGACGGUCGUCUUUCUGGAACAAUGCCUAUCACUAUUACUGGGGAAAUGACGGCCACCAGACGGAAGCUCUGCGCGACCUUGGAGGUACGAGCCGACUCUGGAGAAGCCAAGCGCAACAAAGAUCAACGUGACGUCGUCGAGAAUCCUUCCAAUAGUAACGUCUGUGACCCAGACGAACAAGCACUCCAAACCUCACCACCCAACUCACCUACCAAUGCGGCCAGCACGGAGAUCUUCAUCACGCACGGCGAUGCAAUGCUCGGACUUUUUGAAGGACCGAACGGCGAAGAAGAUACCGUGUGGCGCAAGGCCGCCGUUCACGAGGCAUGGGCGACGAUUACCGCGAACACGACCCGAGGAGAUGAUGGUCCACAGCGGGCAUGCCGGAGUUCCAGCCGUAACGUGGAGUACAUAGCGUGUUGGAAGUUCAACCUGGCGGACGACGAGAACUCGAGUGUACGCGCCCAGAAGCUUGUUCAGUCCUGGAAAGACGGGCGUCAGAUCGAGAAGGAGGGCCAGUGGUGGUACGAGUUACUCAUGCAGAGGUCUGAGCCGCAGGGCGAAGACGAGCCUGCGCUCAAGCUCGUACUGGAGUACGACGCUGGUGAGAAAGCAGACGGGAGAGCUUGCGAAGGGACCUGGUGGAUGACUGGAUUCCUGCCAGCAGAUGAGACGCAUCCGGCGCUGAAGCAUUUUCACGCAGAUAUGCUUGAGUACUAUUGA
Molecule: messenger RNA, 741 nt
Organism: Peniophora sp. CBMAI 1063
Lineage: Eukaryota; Fungi; Basidiomycota; Agaricomycetes; Russulales; Peniophoraceae
Source: the annotation of a GenBank genome assembly